AAAUAUUACGACACAGUACUGUGUGAAAAUAUUCACAUGCUCCCUUCAAAUCAUAUAAAAGCCUGUCGUUUUCUGUAUCUGUAUUGCGACUGAAAUUGCUUCUAAACUGAGUGAAAGAUGCAGAUCGUGGUAUUUCUCACUGUCUUCGUUCUUGCGGUGUCUGGAACACCGACCAUCUAUCAACCAGCCAAAGAGAUCCUGAAGAAUCUGGCCUUAACACCAGAGGUUGCAGAUGGCCUCCAUCGUAUCGUAAAUGGAGAGGAAGCCGAUGUAGGAGAAUGGCCAUGGCAAGUAUCCCUCCAGUACCGUCAGUUUUCAUUCCUGCAGCACAGUCAUAUAUGUGGAGGAUCUCUAGUCAAGGCAAACUGGGUCCUGACUGCUGCCCAUUGUGUUGACGGCCUGACAAGGAGUAACUUGCGGAUUGAAGCUGGUAUCCAUAAAGUGUCAGAAAAUGGGGUUACCAAAUCCAUCACAAGAAUCAUAAUGCAUCCACAGUACUCCUCCAGCAGUCCGGGUUACCCUAACGACAUAGCCUUGUUGGAACUGGAGUCACCCUUUUCCGUAUACGGGAACAUUCAACUUGCCACACUACCUACUGAUAAAAACGAAGAUUUCACCUACAACACUGACUGCUACAUCACCGGGUGGGGGAGAACUUCAGGAGGUGGAUCCGUUUCCGACACUUUAAUGGAAGCUAAGAUGACAAACAUCCAGAAUACUGAAUGUGGAAACUACUGGUCCGGAGUCAGCGGUGCCUCUGUAUCAGAUUCUCACAUAUGUCCUUAUGAACCGAAUAAAUCCGCUUGCAAUGGAGACAGCGGUGGUCCCUACGUCUGCAACAAGAAUGGUGGUUACAUGUUGGCCGGAGUGACCUCGUGGGGAAUUAGCACAUGCGAUGGGUCGUACCCAAGUGUGUAUACCAGAGUGUCCAAGUAUCUGGACUGGAUGGCCAAUUACAUCUGAGGUCAUUAUCUUGAGUCAAGAAUAAAUUAAAAUUCGAACACAUUG
Ostrea edulis (European flat oyster) is the source of this 1008-nucleotide messenger RNA. RefSeq names its product fibrinolytic enzyme, isozyme C-like. Gene Ontology annotation, biological process: proteolysis. Gene Ontology annotation, molecular function: serine-type endopeptidase activity. Lineage: Eukaryota; Metazoa; Mollusca; Bivalvia; Ostreida; Ostreidae. The record is from RefSeq and is a predicted model, not a curated record. The transcript has 7 exons. Bases 118 to 963 code for a protein of 281 amino acids.